Onychostoma macrolepis is the source of this 1049-nucleotide messenger RNA. RefSeq names its product INO80 complex subunit C (gene ino80c). Gene Ontology annotation, cellular component: Ino80 complex. The coding region runs from base 120 to 758 and encodes 212 amino acids. Gene Ontology annotation, biological process: chromatin remodeling. The record is from RefSeq and is a predicted model, not a curated record. Lineage: Eukaryota; Metazoa; Chordata; Actinopteri; Cypriniformes; Cyprinidae. The transcript has 5 exons.
AUACAAACGUCUGGCUCUUUCUCAUUACUUCCGGGUGAACGGGAUGUUGUGAAGAGCUGCAGGCUAACGUGUUUCUAACAUUUCAGGUUAUGAUUGUUAACAAAAGUCAAUGAAGACAAAUGUCUGCCUCUUCUGAACCGGGAGUAUCAAAAGCAAGGGAUUUAAAUCCAGCGACGCUCUUGGCGGGUAAAUCUCAGACAGCGGCGGCGUUAGUUGCUCAGGCCCGGAGCAAGAAACGAGCCGUCAGUCCCGCGACCCACACAACCCCGCAGCCAAAUAACAACAGCAGCAAAAAGAAGAAGACACAGCCUGCGCCUUCAACUACUCAGGCUCAGCAUUUGUCACAGGUUGCUCCAGUGGAGUCAACUUUUGAAGGAAAACCAGUGGGGGCUGUUGAUGUAGAGACUUCUACCAAAUGUCUUCCUUUUAAAAACCCCAACUUUGUGCACUCAGGUAUUGGUGGAGCAGCAGCAGGGAAGAAAAAUCGGACGUGGAAAAAUCUGAAGCAGAUUUUAGCAGCGGAGAAAACACUGCCCUGGAAAAUCACUGAUCCUAACUACUGCAGCAUAGAUGUGCUUCCUUCUAUGAAACCUGCUAAAAAGUACUCAGACAUAUCAGGUCUGCCGGCAAACUACACUGACCCUCAGACUAAACUCCGCUUUGCAUCGACAGAAGAGUUUUCCUACAUCCGUCAGUUGCCCACAGAUGUGGUGACUGGAUACCUGGCUCUCCGUAAAGCCACCUGCAUUGUGCCAUGAGAGAGAAUAUAAAUCUUUCCUAAAUGCACUUUUAAAUGCUGACUGACCAAUGGAUAUGAAGGACUAACAUACUUGGAUCACAUUCUGUUUCUGGUGUAUGUUAAUAGUUGCCACCUUUAAUUUGAUUGAUUACCACAAAAUACUUAAGAGUUUUUAAAUUUAGGUUUUCAGUGUGUUUAAAUGAACUACUUGAAUUCUUAUGAUGUUUGUUUGGCAAAAUGAAAUCUGAGAUCACCUGUAUGUGUAACUUUGCUAAACCAAUAACAAUACAAAAGCACAUUGUUGUCACAG